Messenger RNA from Nymphalis io (European peacock), 1343 nucleotides. It is a transcript of the gene Lsd-2, whose product is annotated as lipid storage droplets surface-binding protein 2. The coding region runs from base 189 to 1103 and encodes 304 amino acids. Gene Ontology annotation, cellular component: cytosol; lipid droplet. The transcript has 6 exons. NCBI's taxonomy places the organism in Eukaryota, Metazoa, Arthropoda, Insecta, Lepidoptera, Nymphalidae. The record is from RefSeq and is a predicted model, not a curated record. Gene Ontology annotation, biological process: positive regulation of triglyceride storage; lipid storage.
UUUGUAUCAAUCAUUGAAUCAUAUCAAUUCCAAUUCAUCAUUUAUAAUUUGUGAGUUGCAUAGUUUGUACAAUCAUUUCAGUUGGUAUACUGUUUUUAAAUAAAAUAAUUACAGUAAAAAGUAAAGUUCAACUCAGUAAAAAUAAGCUUAAGUGGUUUUACUUAUUUGUAGCAGUUUAUAUUUCGAAGAUGGCUACAGAAGUUGGAUCAGCUCCCGUUAUGUCACAACUACAAUCUGUGCAGAAGGCAAUGGCAUUGCCCUCAGUAGAAGCUGCUGUUGGACAAGUUGGUGCAUUCUAUACUAAAGUUAAAGGUGCACACUCUCUUUUGGAAUGGGCGUUAUCUACAGCAGAAGCAAGUGUAACAUUCGCAGCAGCCACUGCAGCACCUUUUGUGGCUGCACCCAUCGCGGCUGGUGAUGCCAAAGUUGCUGCUGCUAUUGAUGAGCUAGAGCGCAGAAUGCCACUGGUUACUGAACAACCUAAAGUCAUUGUAGAGACUACAAAACAAGCAGUACUUGCUAGGCUGACACCACAAUUAAAUAAGGUGUACGGCGCUCGUGAUGUUGCGGAACAGCGAGUGAAGUCCCUCAAGGAACUCACAUGGGCCAAAGCCAACACGUUGCUGUCCACAGCGUACGGCCAGAAGGCCAUGCACAGCGUCGACACUGGAGCUACAUAUGCUAUGCAAAUCCUAAAUCACUACCUGCCGCCUUCACAGGAAGAAACUAACAGUGUUGGCGCAGAGAUCGUGACUGCGGAGAGCGACCCCGCGCUGCACACGGUGCAGACGGUGCGCCGCCUCAGCGCCGUGGCGGCGCGCCGCGUGUGGGCCAACCUCGCCGCGCGCGUCAACCAGCUCCGGGACAACGGAAUCGAGUUGGAUUUCCGUCGAUAUGUGACUGCACUCUUGGCAGCCUUACACCUCGCGAAAGUAACGAGCGACCAGCAACAGAGCUUAGAAGCCAAAGAUCCCAAGCCGCAGGCCGAAGCGGAACCCGCCAAGAGCGGUCACCCCUCCGAGGCUCACCACUCCGCUCCUACCACCACUGAAAAAGUGAAAUCAACCCCCGAAGCUAAAUCCAAUACUAGUGAAAACCAGUAACCAUUUAUUCAAUCAUAUAUAAUCUAUAUUAUCGUGUAAGUCGCGCCACAAUGAUGAUACAUGUAGUAUUUUAUCAACAUUGUUAUGGUCAUAUUGAUUUUAUUUUUAAUGUAUUCUAUGAAGUGUGAACUAUAUCACGUUUAAUCAAGACUGAAGGUCUUUUUGAUGUGUUUUAUAAAGCUUUUAAUAGCGAGAUAUUUUUAUUAUUGAACUUUUGGAAAAUAAAUAAACUAUUUUAAA